Drosophila arizonae is the source of this 781-nucleotide messenger RNA. RefSeq lists its product as uncharacterized. Gene Ontology annotation, cellular component: sperm flagellum; axonemal microtubule; cytoskeleton. Gene Ontology annotation, molecular function: microtubule binding. The record is from RefSeq and is a predicted model, not a curated record. NCBI's taxonomy places the organism in Eukaryota, Metazoa, Arthropoda, Insecta, Diptera, Drosophilidae.
CCGAGGGACACCUUCCGUCGCGCCACUGGCCCGCUGGAACGAUGCACCGUACAAAAGCUCUCGUAUCAACCCAACUGUACUGAGCGCACACCGGCCAUUCGUCCCAUGGAGAAUGGUCUGCGCUUUGAUGGACCUCUGUACGCGAUGACAACCCAGAAGCAUGACUUUGUGCCCAAGCCGCAUGUACGUCGUGCACCCAUAGUGCCACUGACGGCCUUCUGUCGCCCUAGCGGUGCCAUGGAGCGUUGCACAGUCAACAAGCUAUCGUAUAUGCCAGUGGACGUCACCUGUUAUCCCCGGCCCCAGGCUGUUAAGCCGCGCCAGGGCUUCUGUCGCAAUGAUGGUCCCGUGGAGAAUUGCACCACAUACAAGCUAAGCUACUUGCCCAACUGUGUGCAGCCCAAGGAGCCGAUGCCCUGGGCCCGAUAUACAUCCUAUUGCCGGCCCAGUGGCCCCAUCGAGAAGUGCACAAUACAGAAGCUUAGCUAUGGUCCACCCGGUGCCUUUCAGCGUUGUGGUGGUCCCUGUGGUACCAGCUGCGCUGACACUGGCUGCUAUCCGAAGGCCGGCAUUUGUUGAAUCGGAAAUACGUUUUGCUUGCUCGUGUCGAUCUGUCCCGUCGCCCGUCCCCCAUCCCCCGUCCCGAUUGUUUCCUGUUACAUGUUGUUUCAAAAUCUUCAAGUCCAACUGUUUGAGAAGCGUUUAUUAGCUCGCGAUGACCAAAUGAGGACGCUCUUUUUUUUCAAAGCAAUUUUAGCACGUAUAUACAAUAACGAACCAC